Messenger RNA from Rotaria sp. Silwood2, 2766 nucleotides. The record is from the annotation of a GenBank genome assembly. Lineage: Eukaryota; Metazoa; Rotifera; Eurotatoria; Philodinida; Philodinidae.
AUGAGUUUACCGAAUAUAUUAAAUACAACUCAUCUGCGUACAUUGUCUCUUGGUAAAAAUACAUCACACUUUCUGGAACGUUUAAUAUCGUGUAUACCGUUUAUUGAAAAUCUUUCUGUUGGUGUAGAAGAUGUAGAAAUAAACGAGAACGAUAGUUUUGACAUAAACUCACUACCUGCCGCUGUCGAUGCUCAUCUUCUUUUGUAUUUAUCUCGUCUACAUAUAGAUUGCAAAGAUAGUACUAGUUUUCAUCGAACUAUUGCGCUUUUAUCAUCCGUGUUUGGUCAACUUAGUAAUCUAUCAUUAAAAUUAGUAGCGCUUAUGGUAAUCUCUAGUUCAUUAAUUAUAUCAGGUGACAUUAUUCAACAAUUAUGUAUCAAUCGUCUCAAACCAUUGGCAACCUAUAAUCUUAAUCUAGAAUUAAAUAUCAAAGAUGAUUCGAAGGAAAAAAUAAUUUUCAACUCAUUUAUUAAUGUUCCAUUUACUAAUCGACAACGACCGAAAGUGUUUAUUCAAGAACGUGGUAAUUUUGAUCUCGGUCGUAAUUAUCAUUGUUUUACGGUAUUCACAUCACCAUGUAAUGACAGAAUACUUCCAACAUAUCUGUUCUCUAGACCAUUGGAAAAAUCUUGUCAAAUGCCGAUUAAUGCAGCACAUUUAUUUUCACGCGCUAAUGAUUCCAUAUCGUCAUUAGUUCCAUGGUCAUUAUUAACAAAAAUUUCAAUCGAUGAAGGUGAUGUUGUUACUACAGCUGAACUAGAAUCAAUAUUACGGAUGGCUUAUAAUAUCCAUACAUUAGAUAUAUGUGAGGAAAGUGGAAAUUUUUCCCAUGCGAUAUUAUAUAAUAUUGACAAUCUCGGAACUCGUGUCAAUCAAGAAAUGAAUAAAAUGAUGGUUAGCGCGUUUGAAUUGUUACCUACCGAUGUUCUUUUCGAAAUAUUUGAUUAUUUGUCUCCUGUUGAUGUCCUUCAAUCAUUUUUAUCAUUGAAUAAACAUUUUUCAAGAAUUGUUAUGUAUGAAUAUUUGUGGCAUAUUCAUAUUGGUAGUCCAACAAUGUCAUUAUUCACCUUCAACGAUCUUUGUCAAAAUGUUUUGAAAUUAGUAGGAACUCGACUUGUUUCAUUACGUGUAACAUUAACCAAUGCUAUUGGUGGCUGGUCACUUGUUUCAUCAUCUCUAAAAUAUCAUCAAACAACAUUGCUUCAACGCCUUCAUCUAAUCAAUAUUACACCACAUGAGUUUGAUAAUUUACUGCGUAAUCCUUUUAUUAAAGGAUUACAUACUUUAUUAGUUGAUGCGACAUCAUCUAAUCCAUUUCAUUAUUUUGAUGGUGAAGGAGUUUAUUUAACUAAGGUGUGUUCGCAAUUGCCUCUUCUAACAAAUUGUCGACUUCCAUUUAAUGUUUAUCAUAAAGGUCGAUAUGAUGCAGACAAAUAUUCAGCACUGUCAAUAAUGAAUUUACCAAGUUUAUUAAAUACAAUUCAUCUUCGUAGUUUGACUAUUGGUAUGAAUACGUCACGCUUUCUCAAACGUUUAAUAUCCUGUAUACCGUUUAUUGAAAAUCUUUCUGUUGGUGUAAAAGAUCUAGCAAUGAAUCAGAACGAGAGUUUUGAUAUAGUCUCACUACCUACUGCUGUUGAUGCUCGUCUUCUUUUAUAUCUAUCUCGCUUACAUAUAAAUUGUAAAGAUGGCAUUAGUUUUCACCGAGCUAUUGCGCUUUUAUCGUCUGUGUUUGGUCAACUUCGUCAUCUAUCAUUGAAAUUAGAAACGGAUGUAGUAAUCUCUAGUCCAAUGACUAUAUCAGGCGAUAUUAUUCAAGAGUUAUGUAUCGAUCGUCUCAAUCCAGGGGCAAUCUAUAAUCUUAAUCUAGAUUUACAUGUUCAAUAUGAUGCGAAGGAAAAAAUAAUUUUUAGUUCAUUUUUGACAGCUCCAUUUACUAAUCGACAACGACCGAAAGUGUUUAUUCAAGAACUUGUUAGUGAUGAAGUCGAUCAUUAUUGUCAUUAUUUUACGGUAUUCACUUUACCAUGUUAUGAAAGAAAACUUCCAACAUACAUGUUUUCUAGAGCUCUAGAAAAAUCUUGUCCAAUACCAAUUCAUGCAGUAGAUUUGUUUCCGCGCGCUAAUGAAUUAUUUCUUCAUGGUUACAGGAAUGAGAAUUGUGUUUUAGAGCUUGGUAAUAUUACAAGUUCUAUAUCAUCAUUAGUUCCGUGGUCAUUAUUAACAAAAAUUUCAAUUGAUAAUAGUGAUGUUGUUACUAUAGCUGAACUAGAAUCAAUAUUACGGAUGGCUUCUAAUGUGCAUACACUACAAGUAUGGGAAAAUACUGGGAUUUUUCGCCACGCCAUAAUACAUAAUAUUAAUAAUCUCGGAACUCUGAUCAAUCAACAAGUACAAACAUUGGAGAUGCACGAUGUGACAUUAACAUGGAAAAAGUCUCUAGAUUUUUGCAAAUUAUUAUCUAAUCAAUUACCUAAUUUGAAAAGAGUUUUUUUUAGUAUUCAUGAUUCGUAUCUUGGACUGAGAUGGACGUCAUUGCCUAUGGUUGAUCGUAAAAAUAAAUCUACAGAACGUAUACUUAAACUUAUUUAUUUUCUUGUUGUUCAUUUGCAACAACUUGUUUCACUUCACAUCAAUUUUAUUAAUUUGACCGGCUCUAAAUCAUCUUGUUAUCCACAUCUAAUCAAACAACAAGUAUAUCAAUAUCUUAUUAGACGACCAUAUCGAUUACGAUGUGAUCACGGAACGAUUGAAAUGUGGCUUUAA